Molecule: messenger RNA, 2808 nt
Organism: Andrographis paniculata
Lineage: Eukaryota; Viridiplantae; Streptophyta; Magnoliopsida; Lamiales; Acanthaceae
Product: protein ADP-ribosyltransferase PARP3
Exons: 18
Coding region: 43-2562 (839 amino acids)
Molecular function (GO): NAD+ poly-ADP-ribosyltransferase activity; zinc ion binding
Source: RefSeq, a predicted model, not a curated record
UGAUGCAAAUUAGGGUUUCGUUUUGUUUCAUAGCUUUCAUCAAUGCAGGUUCAGGAAACCAGAUCGGGGGAAGGAGAUAGAAUGGUGACGAGGAAGCAGAAAGCCGAGGCUAAAACGGGUGAAGCCGAAGCCGAAGCCGAGCACGCGCCGAAGAAGGCUCGAGCCGACGAGGAGGACGAGGAACGAGAAAAACAGACAAAGAAAGAAGAAACCGAAAGUCGUGAGAACAAUUGGAAAUCUACAGAAGACGUUAAAGCCGAGUUCGAGAGGCUCUGUAAGGUCACGCGCGAGCAUCUUUCGAUCCAGCAGAUGCGAGACAUUCUAGAAGCCAAUGGUCAGAACGCCGCCGGCUCCGACGACGCCGUCGUCCCCAGAUGUCAGGAUAUUCUCUACUACGGGCCGCUCGAUGACUGCCCCAUCUGCGGCGGGUUUCUGGAAGUUUCCGAUUCGACUUACACUUGCACAGGAACUUUCAGUGAGUGGUCGGCUUGUAUCUACAACACUCACGAUCCUCCGCGUACGGACAAGCCGCUUGUCUUACCGGACUCUAUCAAAAACUCCGGCGUCGUUGAUCAGCUGCUGAAGAAGCACCAGGACCCCAAGGACCGGCCCCGCCCUUUACUGCGGAACGCCGACAAGCCUUUUAAGGGAAUGCUGAUUUCCUUGUCGGGGCGUUUGAGCCGCACGCAUCAAUAUUGGAAGUCGAAGAUCGAGAGGCAUGGAGGGAAGGUUGUGAAUUCGGUGAACGAGGCGACUUGUCUAGUGGUGUCACCGGCGGAACGAGAGCGCGGCGGAUCGUCGAAGCUGUCGGAUGCACUGGAGAAGGGAAUUCCGGUGGUGAGGGAAGCAUGGUUAAGCGACAGCAUCGAGAGGAAGCAAUCUCAGCCGUUGGAUUCCUAUGACGUGGCCACCGAUCUCGCCGUCGCCGGCAGAGGCAUUCCUCUCUACCGACAGGACGCCGGCGAGGAGGCCCUCGCCACCAUCGCCGCCGAGCUGAAAAUGUACGGAAAGAGGUCUGUCCAUAAAGACACCAAACUGCAAGAUCAUGGCGGGCGAAUACUCGAGAAAGAUGGAAUUCUGUACAACUGUGCAUUUGCAGCCUGCGAUUGCUGGCAUUGGCACGGGCUCAACGAGUACGGACACGAGUCACACGAACAAACAACCUCCUUCUGCAUAAUGCAGCUGAUAAUGGUGCCAGAUGACCGCCUAUAUCUGUACUACAAGAAAGGCAAAAUCGGGGACGAAGCAGGCAUCCAUGAAAGCUUGGAUGAGUACAAAAUUGUCGACGAGGCAAUCCGCAAGUUCGUGGAGCUUUUCGAGGCCGAAACAGGGAACGAAUUUGAGCCGUGGGAGAGGGAGAAGAAAAUCCACAAGAAGAAGCAUAAAUUGUUCCCUAUCGACAUGGACGACGGAGUUGAUGUUAGACACGGUGGUUUAGGGCUCCGGCAGCUCGGCGUGGCAGCGGCGCACUGCAAGCUCGAGCCGCGGGUUGCGAAUUUCAUGAAAGUCCUGUGUGGACAGGAGAUAUACAGAUAUGCUUUGAUGGAGAUGGGGUUGGAUUUCCCGGAGCUUCCAUUGGCAAUGCUCACAGAAAAUCAUCUAAAAACAUGCGAGAAGUUUGUUCUGGAAUUGGUGGAUAAGUUGAGGAUGAGCAAAGAGACGGGGAUUAGACGCGAUUCAAUGUGGUCGGAUUUCAGCCAGAGGAUUUUCACGUUACUACCGUCGGUGAGGCCGGACAUUUUCAGGGAUUUCGAGGAUGUAGCCAAUCAUGCUGCGGCGGUGGUCGAGGCUGUUCGGGACAUAAAUGUGGCUUCCCGACUCAUCGGGGACAUGUCAGGCGCGACGUUGGAUGAUCCGUUGUUCGAACGGUACAAGAAAUUGGGGUGCUCUAUAUCUGCAGUAGAAAAAGAUACCGACGAUUAUAGGAUGGUCUCGAACUAUCUCGAGAAAACAUACGAGCCCGUCAAAGUCGGAGAGAUCAGCUAUGGAGUGUCGAUUGACAAUGUAUUUUCCGUAGAGUUGAGCUCGUGCCCGUCGUACGACGAAAUCAAGAAGCUUCCGAACAAAGUCUUGCUAUGGUGUGGUACUCGGAGCUCGAAUCUGUUGCGGCAUUUGCACAAAGGGUUCUUGCCCGCGAUUUGUUUUCUCCCCGCGGCCGGGUACAUGUUUGGGAAGGCGAUAGUUUGCUCCGACGCGGCCGCGGAAGCGGCAAGAUAUGGUUUCACGGCAGUCGACCGGCCGGAGGGAUUUUUGGUUUUAGCAGUUGCUUCAUUAGGUGACCAUGUGACACAGCUCACUAGUCCCCCAAAGGAUACGAAAACGAUGGAGGAGAAGAAGAUCGGGGCGAUGGGACUUGGUAGGAAAAAGACAGACGAAUCGGAGCAUUUUAUGUGGAAGGAUGACAUAAAGAUUCCCUCCGGGAAGCUUAUUCCUUCCGAACACAAAGACAGCUUCCUCGACUACAACGAAUUCGCUGUUUACGACCCGAAUCAGGUUAGCAUAAGGUUCUUGGUGGCUGUAAAAUUCGAAGAGAAGGGCGUCGAAUACGACACGGCUGAGUAGCCGAUUGGCAAGAACAGUGACAGCUAUCCAGGCCAAGAACUACUUGUGCUGUUUUGGACAACAUUUAGGUGAAGGGUUCAUUUUGCCUGUCUGUACAGAAAUGUUGUAUGAUGACACAUGUUUUGCUUGCCUAGAGUCAUCAAUCUUGUAGGAACACUAAAAACUCGAUAUCUUAGACUUGUGCGUGUAAAUUGGGUUUCCAAUUAUUCCAAUUUCUCCCAAUCAACCAUCAAAAAUUCAAAAUAA